AUGUGGACGAUAGCAUUACCCAAUUCUGCUCUUUUAUACCCAGGCCUCUGUGAGAGUACUUGUUUUUGCAGGGUGAGAGCUCGUGUUUACUGUGAAGACUUUCUGUUCCCAAAGGUGCACAGAACUAUGGCAGACCUGUGGUGGAUUUACUCCAAACCUGUCCCAGCAAAUGGCAGAGAGCUAUGGACCUUGUUUCUGCAGUGUUCCUGCAUUACAGCAGUGAUAGGAGGCCUCUUUUACAACUGGAUGUUUGCUUCCCUGGAGUACUCCUGGCACCUCUCCAUUGCCAUGGCCAUCUCCUUCAGCCUGCUCCUUCUCCUGACUCUCCUUUUGGUGCACCCUGCCCGUUGUGUCUUCAGCAUGAUCAUGCCCACGUUGGGCACCAAGCAGGGCCGGAAGCUUCUCUUCUCGACCUGCAUCAUGAUCGCAGCGGUGAACAUAACACCCAACAUCAUAAGCAACAUUAAAACCAUACUGCAGGUGAUUCAGUGCAUCUGCAAAAAUUCCUCUGACAGCCUUCUGAACUCAACGGCCUUGCUAGAGAAAGUUUCCUGGGAGUUUGGGGAUGCAGUCCAAGAAGCCAUUCCUUCCAUGCAUAAGCCUAUGAAUGGACAUUUUCGCUUUUCAUUGCUUCAGAACAGCUCCUUGAUUUACCAAAAAAUGCACCUUGCUGGUGAAAAAAUUAGCAGAGAGUUCUUGUCUGCUGAGGUACUGGUCAAAGACUCUGUACGAGUAGCCAACAGACUGGCUGCUGGUUUCUUCAUGCUCUAUCUCUGUUUUGAGUCCACCUGGUAUUUGAAAAAUUAUCUCACCAACCUCAGCUUUGACAAUUUUUACAUCACCAAGAAGCUGGAACGUUUAGCCGUGGACAGAAGAGCAGCUCAUCUCCUGGUGGGCUCAUCCAAAAAACUCAUCCGACCUACAGGCUUGAAGCUGUCCAGGGAAGAAGUGGUGCUGUGCCUCGUGCAAGCCAUGCUGGUCACGGUGGCCCUGAUGCUGAUGCUGGUGGUGGUGGCCAUGGACCACUUUGCGUUCAGCGUGGCAGACACGGCAGUGAGAAAGGCAGCUCAGUUCUCCGCCGUGCCCGUCACCCUCAGCAUCAAAUACAAGGCUGAAGUAGGGAUCAUGCCCUUUCUAUUCAAAAUCUUCUGGCGUCCUUCUGAGGCAUUGCUGCUCAGUGACUUCAACAAGACCUACCACCAUCAUCUGCUCUUCAGCUCUGCCCACUGCAGGAUCAGCCCCCCCACGCCUCCCAAGCCCUCUGUGCUGCUCGUGGUGGGGCUGCUCUUCUGCAUCCUCUAUGGCACCGUGUUCCUGGAAACCUUCGCGCGGCGCCUGUGCCGCAGCAUCGCCGCCUCCUUCUUCCAGAGCCAGGAGGAGAAGAGAGCGCUCCACCUGUACAGGAAACUCUCCAGGAGGCACAGGAAGGAGCAAAACUCUCUGAAAGGGGAUGUCUGAUACCACAGCACAGGCUUCUGCCACAGGAACAAACAUUUGUUUUUCCAGAGUUAGAGAAGUGUUUGGAGCUUGGGGAAAAAAUACUAAAAAAAAAGAAGAAAAAAGUUGAAAU
Molecule: messenger RNA, 1570 nt
Organism: Lonchura striata (white-rumped munia)
Lineage: Eukaryota; Metazoa; Chordata; Aves; Passeriformes; Estrildidae
Source: RefSeq, a predicted model, not a curated record